Molecule: messenger RNA, 1059 nt
Organism: Trichoderma reesei QM6a
Lineage: Eukaryota; Fungi; Ascomycota; Sordariomycetes; Hypocreales; Hypocreaceae
Exons: 1
Biological process (GO): chromatin remodeling
Cellular component (GO): nucleus
Molecular function (GO): histone H3K9 demethylase activity; histone H3K36 demethylase activity
Source: RefSeq, a predicted model, not a curated record
GACAAUAACAGCUCUCCUCUGUCAAGAUGCAGUAGACUUAGUUCGCCCUUGAGUGAGCUUGAAGCUCCUCCAAUAGCGUUCUCUUAUGACGGCCCCCCCGGGCAUCGGAUUCUACAUCUGCGGCCAACGCCCGAGCAGUGGAACGAUUUCCCAGCACUGCUGUCUUUUGCACAGAGCCUCCACGCUGAGCAGGAUGGUUGUUUCAAGAUUGUGCUGCCCGAGGAACUUCAGGAACCGCUUCCGGAAAAGAAGUCUCAACAAGCUCUCGCCAAUGCGUAUAGGAUUCGGCAAACGAAUCAUCGGACCUUUUGGCAGGUUGCCACAGUUCCAAGCGAUGGUACCUUUUCUUCUUCAGAGCCAGAUGCCGAGCUUUCGGCAACCCCGGACGAAUGUUUCAAGAGGUUGAAGAAGCUCUUCAACAAGAGCAUUGACAAGCAACUGCGACAUAUUCGCUAUAGGGUUGACGUCCCAGCGUGGACUGCGAAGCAGAGACUGGAAGCCGGUGUUCCGGAACGAAGCCCAAUCCACCCCCUGGCUGGCGACAAGCUCGAUCAUACAAAAGCCAUUAUCCCUGGAGUACAUACGCCCUAUGUGUACGAAUCAGCACAGCAUUUUGGAGCGACCUUUCAGCUUCAUGCUGAGGAUUUCCGCCUUUCGUCGUUGAACCAUUUGUACAAGGGCCGGAAGAUAUGGGUCGUGGUUCCGUCCACGGCAGUUGACCUGGCUGAGGAGGCCCUAAAUCGGAAGGGCAGGUGCUCGCAAUUCAUGCGCCACCGAGCCGAGUUCUUCUUCCCAGACAAGCUUCAGAAGAUGGGGAUUCCGUACCGGAUCGUUGAUCAGCGCCCUGGUGAAACCAUUGUCAUACUGCCAGAUGCGUACCACGAGGGUUUCAGUACUGGAUAUACGCUGGCCGAGGCCAAAAACUAUGCAGAUAGCGAAUGGACAUCCGACACGUAUCAGCCAUGUGAGUCGAGUUGCCAGUUGGCCACGGCCAUUCCAGAAGAGUAUAUGCGGGCUCUGGGGGAAGGAGAGGCAAGACUUGACCUGUGUGUUGGCUAU